CCGCUUUUCAUAGUUUCUGUUUUAGUCCUUUAGGGUUUCUGUGAAGGAAGAAGGUGAAGAAGAGAACACGAUUUUGCUCGCGCGUUGACUUUCUACCUAGCGUCAAGCUUCUUCAUAACCGAAGCUUCAAUUCAGCUACUCCGUCGGCCAAAUACGACAAUGUUUCGUUUACUCUGCGGAAGAACUUCUCAGCUCCGAUGGGUUGGGGAUUAUUCAUCUCGUUUAUGUUUUCUUCAAACAUCAUCUCUCAGAUUCAAUUCAAGCGCGGCAAACGAAUCAACUCUAACUUCAGAUUUUCUUAUAAAUUCAUGUGGGCUGUCCCCAGAAUCAGCUCUCAGAGUCUCCAAAAGCAUUGAUCUCAAAACGACAGCCAAAGCAGAUUCCGUCGUUGCCCUUUUCAAGGACUAUGGAUUCACGCAACCCCAAAUCUCCAAUAUCAUUACCUUCAACCCAAAUGUACUAAGAGUCGAUCCUAUGAAAAAACUGAAGCCCAAGAUCGAAUUGCUGCGUGAUAUGGGGAUUUCAGGUACCAACCUCGCAAAGAUCCUUACCAGAUACGCCAAUUUCUUGACGGCCAGUUUAGAAAGGGAACUUGUCCCUAACUUGGAGUUCAUCAGAAGUUUCAUUGACACUAAUGAAAGAUUUGCUAUUACUCUGACUCGUUUAACGUGGUGCACCCGUCUUCCUGAAAUAAUGACGCCCAACAUCGAGAUCUUGCGAGAUCAUGGUGUAACAGAGUCCAACAUUUCGAGGCUAAUGUUCCUUCAUCCUCGACUAUUGAUUUGGAAAUCUGAACAGUUUAAGUGGGCGGUUUUGAGAGUCAAGGAAAUGGGUUUGGAACCUUCGAGUUCCCCUUUCAUACCAGCCUUCCGGGUACUAUCUGGUAUGAAGAACCCUACAUGGGAAGCAAAGUUAGCUGUGUUCAGUAGUUUUGGAUGGUCGAGUGACGAUAUUCUUUUUUUGUUCCGGAAGCUACCCACUAUUUUUGGCCUUUCAGAGAAGAGGAUUGGGGCCGGACUGGAUUUCUUCAUGAACAAACUGAAUUGGACGAUUGCUGAUAUCAUGAAGUAUCCUGGCAUAUUACAAUUGAGCUUGGAGAAGAGAAUUUUUCCGAGGUUUUCUGUUAUUCAAGUUCUGCUCGUGAAGGGUCUAAUGAAGAAGAAGAGUAUCGGCACGGCCAUGAGAUUGACCGAGGAUAAGUUCCUGAACAAGUAUGUGUAUAAGUAUCUACAUAAGCAACCCCAUCUGCUGAAAUUGUAUGAAAGUAAGAUGGGUAUUCUUGAAUCAUAAGGUGAUUUUUAAAAUGUUUCACUUUAUAAUUAAGAAAUUAUCUGCAUUUCUCAUUCAUGAGGUCACUUCCUCAUGUUAAAAAUUUGGUUACAAUCUCGUAACUUACAUUCCCGGAGUACAACUUUGAAUUCGACCGACAUUCAUGAUCUGGAAUGAAAAAAUCUCUCUUGAAUUGUGGACAACCAUAAAAUGUACUGUAGCCCAUUAGGAAGUCUAUCAUAUGACCAAAAGUCUAUUUCACUGUUAAUAACUGUGUGAUAACUUAUGUGAGGAGGACAUUCUUCUGAAGCUGCACUGACAUUACUUAAUUUUCGGUACUUGAAUGUUUCCCAACUGUUCUGGUUCAUUUACUGUUAUUGACUCUGUGAACAUAGUAGCUAAUUAAUCCCGACGUGUUACAUAGGACAGAUAUUGUAUAACUGUUCGGUUUUCUGCAAAUUUUUCCAUCUCUGUGUAAAUAACUGUAAGCUAUUGUUGGGAAAUCUAUCAUAUUCUUAUGUGAGGAGGAGAUUCUUCUGAAGCGGAGGAGCUGACAUUUUUUACUUCUGGUGGUGACAGUUGCAUUAUAUUAGUGUAAGAUCUUUGAACAAUAUACCCUAUCAUGUUAGCUAAGUGAUCAGUCAGAUGACUCUGGCCUUUGAAAUAAAGUAGAAAGGACACGUUGUGCAUUUUCUCUUGUGUUAUGGCUUCAACUUAGUGUUAUAUAUUUCAGGGAGAAGGAACCAAAUAAAGGAUGUAAUCUGAAUUUUUCUGUUUACCAUGUAUGUUGAUGCCAAUUACUAAGAGCUUUGAACGUAAAGAAACUAUUUUGCAUUUUGAAGGAAAGCCUUUGAAGUUUGAAGACUAAAGUGUCCUUAUUUGUUAAUUAAAGAUUGUUGAACUGCAUUGGACGCCCAAAAUCACAUUUGGAGAGGAAACAGCUGGCGGCAUGGCUUUGGUUUUUUUAUUAGAUGAAUGUCAAUUCUUUGAUUUCAUAUGUAUCUCAGUAAGUUGACAGCACAAUUCUGAUGGAUGCUAUACUUAAAGGUUUAGGUACGGGUGGUUCCUUCCCCCCAACAAACAGUGAUGCUAAAUUAUUUUGAAGACAUGUAGCUAUUAUGAACAAUAUAAUGUGGACUCCAGAUUUGUUGCAGUAAAGCAGAUGUUCCAAAUAACUCUGGGUCGUACAACCAAAAUGCGACCUACUGAACUGCAUCUCAAGUGGCAGUACAAAGCAUGAAAUGAUGAGGUUUCAUCCUACAUGUUGAUAAAUAGAACAAAGUACUGCAACAUAUAUUAAUAUUAUAUAUGAUUGUUAUAGUGGGUAAAGGCCGACCCCAUUAAGUUGGGAUAAGGUUUUGGAUGUUGCUGUAUAUUAGUGGGUAAAGAUGCUAAAGGUAUAUCUGGAUUUCAAACUUGUCCAUGCCAGGUCAGUGUACAUGGAGCAUUGCAAUCUGGCAUACUUCCUAGUUGAUUUUUCUAACUGACAAAAAAAUCUUCAGCCUUGCUGCAGGUUUCAAAGUUUGUUUGCUUAAACUUAGUGAGCCUUAGUGAGAAAGAAGCUAUACAAGGCUGGGCAUGAGAAGAGGUGAAGGAGCUAAACAAGGCUAUGCAGGAAAAGAAGUAUCCUGCUUCCAUAUCAUCCAAAUGUGCCUUUGGGAGUAGCUCCUGUUACACAUUUCCUUUCUUCUAAGGUCAAACUGUACCAUGAAAUGGGCAGGUGUUAGGCCCUUGUGCUCCAUUAAUAUCUUAAAACAUCCUAAUGUGAUUUGUGGGUUUGCUCUGUGUGAUCAAGAAGUCGAUAGAGAUUAUGAAAAUGAUGUAUUUUGAAUGUUAAUAAAAAAUUACAGUUCUUUAUAAUCAUUUGAAAUGCUUAUUCUAA
Molecule: messenger RNA, 3151 nt
Organism: Macadamia integrifolia
Lineage: Eukaryota; Viridiplantae; Streptophyta; Magnoliopsida; Proteales; Proteaceae
Exons: 3
Coding region: 160-1290 (376 amino acids)
Biological process (GO): regulation of DNA-templated transcription; chloroplast organization
Cellular component (GO): chloroplast
Molecular function (GO): double-stranded DNA binding
Source: RefSeq, a predicted model, not a curated record